Molecule: messenger RNA, 1433 nt
Organism: Paramecium pentaurelia
Lineage: Eukaryota; Ciliophora; Oligohymenophorea; Peniculida; Parameciidae
Source: the annotation of a GenBank genome assembly
AUGUUCUCACUUCUCGCUUUAUUCAUUUUUUGUUUUGAUGGCAAGAUUGUAAUUGAUGUAGGUGUGGAUUUUUAUGAAGCUGAACAAUUAUUGGAAUUGGUAAACUCUGAUUAUCUUAUCAAAUAAACAAUUAACAAUGCAACUUUCUAUCUAACAUUAAAUUAAUAUGAUUUACCAAAAUAUAUAUUUAUGGAGUAAGCUAAUUUUAAUAAAUAAGAAUUUAUUUUUCGUAUCCUACAAAUGGAGAUGUGAAUUUCAUUACAACAAUUGGAAAAAAUUAAUUAACAAGUUUAUAAAAUUCUACUUAUAUAACUAACUAUGCUGAUUAUAAUGGUUAUUAAGGGCGUAAAGAUUAUCAUUAUAUUGUCAUUCCAGCUAACUCUUUUUAAAUAACAGAUACAUUUUUUAUUACAAAUUUAAUAAGAAAUGAUCGACGUCAAUAUUAAUACAACCUUAAAAUUCAAAAAUUAGAAUAUUAUCCUUGUCCCAAAAAUUGUUCUUUAGAUUCUGGUACUUGUGUAAAUGGGAUAUGUCUGUGUAACGAGAAUAAAAUAGACUUAGAUUGUUCCAAAGAUGCUUUAGCUCUGAAGUUUGAUUAGAUGAUAGAUAAUUAUACUUUAUAAGGGGUUUAAUACUUUUAUUUUUAAUAAACAACAAAAUUAGAAAAAAUAUAACUAGAAAUGGGUUUUUCAGAAAAUUUCCAUUAAGAUAAUGCCUCAGUUACGCUCUAUUACAUGUUUGAGAACUUUAUUUAUGGUGUUCCUUAUGAAAUAGAUGAAAAUUAUACAAUAUCAAAAGAUGAGAGAACAAUAAACAUAAUAAUAGAUAUCUCCUAAUUAUCUUAUAACGCAAAUCUAUUAAGGUAAUUUUAUAAUUCAUUUAGAUUCAAUCGUUUGCUUUUUAAAGUAAUAACUAAAUAGGAAUCGUAAUUGUAUAUUGAGAUAUCUGAUAAUUCUUCGAAUAAUCCUCCUAUUGAUGCAAUUAAUAUUCUAAUUAUUGUAUUAGUUUCAUUAUCUACCGCGUUUUUUAUUCUGAUAAUUGGAUGUAUCAUUAGAAAAUAUAAACAAAACAGAAGCAGGAAUACAGCAGUUAUACCAUUAUGCCUUUCAGAAUCUUCAAAUUAUAUUACAAUAGAUUUUUUAAAAUAAUACAUGAAGAAAGCUUAAGAAGGAAAUAAUCAAUGCUCUAUUUGUUUACACAGUGAUAAUGCUAAAGAAUUAAUAAUAACACCUUGCCAACAUCCGUUUCAUACUUCUUGUUUAUUUCAGUGGAUUAAUAAUCGAAAAGAGGAGACUACAUGUCCCUAUUGUAGAGGGGAAUUAGAUUUCGAAUAAAUAAAAAUGAAUUCCUUCAAAUUUAACACUCCCAAAAGAUUAAUUCAUUCUGUUAAUUAAUCUACUUUCAAUUUGAAUUAAGAAUAGGCUCAAAAUUGA